Toxorhynchites rutilus septentrionalis is the source of this 2602-nucleotide messenger RNA. RefSeq lists its product as uncharacterized. The transcript is spliced from 3 exons. NCBI's taxonomy places the organism in Eukaryota, Metazoa, Arthropoda, Insecta, Diptera, Culicidae. The coding region runs from base 107 to 2419 and encodes 770 amino acids. The record is from RefSeq and is a predicted model, not a curated record.
AUGAUGCCUAAACUUUUCCAUCGAAGUAUUUUGCUCUACAGCUGAGACUCUACAGUAAACAGUGAUAUUCCGCGAGUGUUCUGUUCGUUUGGUAUCCAUCCAAAGGAUGUCAGAGCAUCCACUGGACUUCCUAAAAGAUUACUCAACUGCACAGGAAGACGAUCAAGAUGCUGCGACGGCCGCUUCCGAAUCGGCUGCAGGAAUGGAGGAACACGGCGCCCACAACAAUACUGAAUAUCGAAACACUUCGAAGGAUUCAAAAACAGUUAGGGGUAAAAGCAAAAAGCGGUUGCUGAUAACGAAGAAGGAAUUGCAGAAGACCCAGAUUCGGGAACGGCGGAAACUGGCCCGUAAGGUCAUAAUCGAAAAAUGUAAAUGUCAUCUUUCUUGCACGACCAAGCUCACUCCGGAGCAGCGCCAGACAAUAAAUGAAAGCUACUGGCGGUUGGAAAAUAUCGAACAGAAGAAAUUUAUCAAAACUCAUACGGUCCAGGGAAAAGUUAAGCGAAGGAGAGUUCCGGUGGAUCCGUUAGGAGGAGUGGAUGUUAAAAAGGCACAUUCAUAUGCAUUCUACUUACCGGAUGAUACAGGUCAAUUGCAGGCGAUUUGUUGUACAUUUUUUCUGAAUACUUUGGGAUACCGCAAAGGAUGUGGCAAUCACAUUUAUCGCGCCCAUGCUUCAGAUUCUUUAUGCGACAAGCGUGGAAAAUAUGAAAGAGAUCAUUCCUUGCGAGACGCUGUUUGGGAUGAUAUUCUGUCCUAUUCACCAAGGACGUACCACAAAGGGCUGAAAUACAGCGCAACAGCACUCUAUUUACCAAAUCAAUUGAAUGCAAAAUUAAUGCAUGCCGAUUUCAAAGCAAAGCGGGAAGCAACAGGAGGAAAGCCUGGCAGUGCCAGUUUCUAUUGCUCAAUUCUUCGUGAGAUGGAUGUGCACUUUGUGGAGAUGGAUGAUUUCCAUAUACCAGAACGGAAAAGCGUCCCAUCCACUCUUAUAUGUGUCCCAAAGCCCCCCCAAUCGCCACCAAUGAACGACGAGUCACGCUUGAGCGAAACCGAGAUGCCUCCCCAGGUUAAUUCGCCAUCACACUCUAGCCAUUCACCCAGUUCGAUAAAGUCCUUCGGACCGUUGCAAUCUCUCCAACCAGUUUUAGAUCAACCGACCUUGAUCAGAGAUCGUGUGAACGAACAGAGACAAAUCGUAGCGCUACCCACCAUAAUUCCCCAUGAAACUCCCGCAUCGUUUCAAACGGUUGAUGUUAAACAGGAAUCCUACUACGAGCUUACUAUCGGUCCAAUGGCGGUGCCUGUACCUCACUAUACCGAAGAUAACGACGAUUUUUCCGAUUCAUACUCGAAUAUGGUAGAGGAUCCUGAUUAUUCUGAAUCUCGCUAUCACGAGCCCCUCAGCAGUGUCGUAAAGGCUGAGGAUACCAAGGUAAAUGUUCGUCAAAAUAUGUUCUUUGGUCCAGUGGGAGAUGUGAAAUGCGUAGUCCAGUCGGAAAUGCCCCUGCUAGAAUCGCCGAAGCUGUUGCCGUGCAUGGUACCAGUGAAAUCAGAAACUAAAAUUACACCACAAAGGGAACCAAUUGCGACACCACCAAAACCUGAUUCCACGCAAGCAGCCACUUUACCCGAAGGGUAUCCACCGGUUAAACGAACCAAGAAAUUCAUUGCCAAAGUGCGCAACAUAGCGAAACGGAAACAAGCCCACCCGGUUUUGUUUCUCGAAUGCAAUUGCCAUUUGAGCUGCAAGGAUAAAAUCGACGCAGCCCAACAGGAACGCAUAAACGAGCAGUACUGGAGCAUGGGUUUCUGCGACCAACGUAUGUUUAUGCUCGAGCACACCGAGCGACACUCCAUCAAGCGAAGGCGAGCGAAGCAGACGGACGGAGUCGUCCGAAAGGGAUACACAUAUUCCUAUCGAUUGACUGAUACGAACGGUAGUUACCAACCUGUAUGCUGUCAGUUUUUUCUCAACACCAUCGGAUUUGGUGCCGGAAGUGGCAACGUUAUCUAUCGAGCACAUCAGGUGGAGCUGAGCGAGGCCAUCAGCGACAAGCGGGGAAAAUUCGCUCGCGACACUACGAUGCGCGACGCAAUGGACGAUGACAUCCUGUCCUACUUCACCCCCGAUCAGCAGGAUAGUGGUGAACCGUUGGAUCUGUCCGAAACCGAUUGGACACCGAAAAAGAUGUACAACCAAUACGUUCAACGACAAGCCUCUGAUGGGAAUAAUAAGCCCGGUAGCUUUGGUUUCUACUGGAGGAGAGUCAAACAAAUGAAGGUACUUUUCGCCCCGAAACCAGAACCGAAGGCAAGUGGUCGGCGGAAGUCACGAUCUUCGACUUCGGCCUCCUCGGAGAAACACCAACAGCUGGACGUUGGCGUGCCAUCUACGUAUUCGCUUGGUUUUUAGUGUAUCUCCAUAGAUAAGCUUGCCGUAGCAAAAGUUGAGAAGACUCUGCAAUGUGAAUAUUCUAGUAUUUAUUUUGUUCUUAGAUAUAGAACUUGGAAAUUUGUGUCACAAUUGUGUCUUCCAGAGGCACUAACAAAAAUUUCGCUGGAUCGUGAAAACAAACACCAAAAUAAACUUGUUUAA